UCCGUUUGACGAAGUGCAUGUCUGCUUACUUCCUGUUAGCUGUGCAGUGAGGUUGGCUUCAGCGCUGUUUCAUCCUGUGUGUAGUUAGAUUAGCUGCUGACUUGUGUGUGUGCUGUUACUGAGCGUAGCCAGUCUGAGAUGAAGAAAAGCAGCUUCAAGCUGAUGAGGAGGGACAUCACCUCUACGGAUUUCUGCUCAGUCCCUCUUUGCUCUUCAUCGGCUAAGUUCUCCUCCAUGAGCUUCCACGCGUUUCCAACCGAUGCUGAGAUAAGGGCGAAAUGGGUGGUGAACAUCAGAAGGGUGAACUUCACCAUCACCAAUCGGUCCAGGGUGUGCAGCAGGCAUUUCCUAAAGGAAGACCUGAUCGAAACGCCCAAAGGACUUCGUCGUCUGAGGAAGGGGGCGCUGCCGGUGUUGUUCGAGUGGAACGGAUAUAAAAGCCAUCAGCAUGCGAAUCCUUUGGAUAGAAGAGAAAGUCCAGCGGCUAACUGCACACGUCAGCCUGACGGGGACAUGGGUGGCGAGGGCGGAGCAGAAGACUCACGGAUUGAAGCCUUAACAAGUCGGAACAAGUCUCUAGAGGUGCUGGGCGACCACGACUAUUCGAAGAAGCCCCUCUCUGCGGGAGAGGAGCUGCAGGCUGCACAGAUGGAGCUCGAUCGUCUGGAAGAAGAAAGCAGAGAACUGAAAAGUGAGCGGUUCUUUCUGUGGCGUCUCCAGCUUGAGCCGGACUUGAUCAAGUUUUUCACUGGAUUUAAAGACUACAACACGCUCAAAGUGUUCUUCUUAGCUCUGCAGCCUACAGCACAGACUGCCUGGGAAUGGAGUCAUGCGCUGAAGGUGAAUAAAACUGAAGAAAACACGGCGGACGCCGGCUGCCGUGCUCAACACCUGUGUCUGUUUGAUCAGCUGUUCCUGUUCCUUUGCUUUGUCCGGCGCGGGUUUCUUCCUGUUGAAAUGUCCGUGCAGUUCCACGUGUCAGAGGCCACGGUCCAGUCGACCUGCUUAACAUGGUGCCACUACCUGUUCUUUACUCUGGGAACACUACCAAUAUGGCUGAGCAGACAGGCUGUAGAUGAGCUAAUGCCGCCGUUCUUUAAAACGACCUUCCCCAAAACACGGGUGGUGCUGGACUUGACUGAGAUCCACAUCCAGACGGCCACGUGCGCAGGGAACUCCUCCCAUCAUAAAGGCUCCACAACACUCAAGUCUGUGGUUGGCAUCGCUCCCUCCGGCUCAGUCAGCUUCGUCAGCAGCGUCUACGCGGCCUCCGUGUCCGAUAAGGACGUCAUCAGGGAGUCGGGGGUUUUAAACCUCCUGGAGCCCGGCGACCAAGUGAUGGCAUACAGGAGCUUAGAGAUCAAAGACCUCCUCGAUGUGAUCGGCGUAAACCUCGUCAUCCCAACGUUCUUGGGGCCAAAGGGACAGAAACUCGAGGAAACGCCCUCACAACAGGUCGGCCACCUGAAAAUCCACAUUGAGAGGUCGAUCGGCCGCAUCAAAGAGUACCAGAUCUUUGCUGACGUUGUUCCCUCUGCGCUUUGUGCUUCGGUCAACCGGCUGUGGACGGUCUGUGCUCUGCUGACAAACUUUCAAGGACCUUUGCUUUAA
Molecule: messenger RNA, 1611 nt
Organism: Micropterus dolomieu (smallmouth bass)
Lineage: Eukaryota; Metazoa; Chordata; Actinopteri; Centrarchiformes; Centrarchidae
Exons: 2
Coding region: 139-1611 (490 amino acids)
Source: RefSeq, a predicted model, not a curated record